Molecule: messenger RNA, 681 nt
Organism: Coregonus sp. 'balchen'
Lineage: Eukaryota; Metazoa; Chordata; Actinopteri; Salmoniformes; Salmonidae
Source: the annotation of a GenBank genome assembly
AUGAAUGCCGGGGAAGAGAAUCUGCUGAAGUCCAUCAGCAACGACACUUUACUGGACCUGACACAGCGAUACGGCCAGUCCGCCUUCGGCUUUGGACCUGGCCAGGUUACUGGAAGUCCUGGAGGGCGAUAUCCUCUCACACCGGCCGCCGACUUCCUCUCCGGUCAGACAGGCAAGUCCAACGAGAGUGGCGGGGAGCAGACCAGCGAUGACGACGACGACCGUUUUGACCCUCUGGACCCCCGGAAGAGGGGCUCGGCAUUCGACGAUGACAAACACGGGGGUCCUCUUUCCAAGAAGCCCAAAGAGCAGCGGUCUCUGCGCCUGAGCAUCAAUGCGCGCGAGAGGAGACGGAUGCACGACCUGAACGACGCACUGGACGGCCUCCGCUCUGUGAUCCCAUAUGCGCACAGCCCGUCGGUGAGGAAACUGUCCAAAAUAGCCACUCUCCUCCUGGCAAAGAACUACAUCCUCAUGCAGGCACAGGCUCUGGAGGAGAUGAGGCGGCUGGUGGCUUAUCUGAACCAGGGACAGAGCAUCACCUCGCCCAUCCCCACACCUAUUGCACCCUUUGGACAGGCUGCCGUAUACCCCUUCACGGGCUCGGCACUCGCCACCUGCGCCGAGAAAUACUCGGGGACACCUGCAAGUCUCUUCAAGCACCAUAACGACAAGCCUUGA